Molecule: messenger RNA, 1131 nt
Organism: Auanema sp. JU1783
Lineage: Eukaryota; Metazoa; Nematoda; Chromadorea; Rhabditida; Rhabditidae
Source: the annotation of a GenBank genome assembly
AUGCGUCCCCAUCAGAUUUUCACUCCAGUUCCUUCAUCUUCAUCUUCUCAAGACUGUUUAGAGAAUGAAACUGGAGCAAAGGGCAUGGGAGAGUUGGAUCUGACACAACAACUUCUACGUGAUAUUCCUUUGAGGUAUCGUAUACCUCGAGCUGGAAUCUAUUCUCCCCUGAAUGUAACCCGAAUCGAUAUCAGUCAUAAUGAUCUCAUUCAUAUCGAAGGAAUCGCAGCUUUCCAAAACCUCGUGACUUUUGAUGCCUCUCAUAACAGUUUGACUGUAUUUCCUGAUGAUAUAUGUUCUUUACGCCAUUUGAAAACCUUAGUUGCUCGUAACAACUUAUUAGAAGAAUUACCAAAAACAAUGGCUCAUAUGCCUGCAAUAGAAGCCAUUUACCUUUCUGGAAACCGACUAGAAGCUGUACCAAGUGUGUGUUUCACACUACCUUCAUUACGUAUUCUUCACCUCGGUGGAAACAGUAUUGAAUUCUUGCCUACAAACAUGGGACUAUUGUCAAACCUAGAAAUUCUCUAUCUGGGUGGAAACCAAUUGAAGGAUAUCCCAGCUUCAAUUGGAAGAUUGACAAAACUUACAGCUUUAGCACUCAGUGACAAUCUAUUGGAAACAAUCCCAUCAACACUAGGAGAUCUUGAACGCUUGGAAUCACUAGCUAUUCACAAUAAUAACAUUAAAACUUUACCAACGGAAAUUAUUAAUCUUCAAAAUCUUCAACAACUGAGCUUGCGUAACAACCCAUUAGUUCACAAUUUUGUUCAUAAUAUGGCCCUUGAUCCUCCUUCGUUAAAAGAAAUCUCUGGACGUUACGUCAGAAUGGAAAUGAAGAAUCUACCUCUAAGCAGCAUCCUCCCGAGAGAGCUGCUGACCUAUUUGCAUUCCGCAAAUCAAUGCGUUAAUCCCAAAUGUCAAGGAGUGUACUUUGAAGCAUGCGUUGAGCACGUGAAGUUUGUUGAUUUCUGUGGAAAAUACCGAGUUCCCCUUCUGCAGUUUUUAUGUUCUCCUAAGUGUUCAUGGGACAGUGACAAUAACAGCAGCUCUGAAUCAUCAUCAUCAGAUUCAGAAGAUGAAUCUGCGCCGUCUUCUAAAAUGAAGAUGAGAAAAGUUUUGUUAGGAUAA